Molecule: messenger RNA, 468 nt
Organism: Schistocerca nitens (vagrant locust)
Lineage: Eukaryota; Metazoa; Arthropoda; Insecta; Orthoptera; Acrididae
Exons: 3
Coding region: 1-468 (155 amino acids)
Source: RefSeq, a predicted model, not a curated record
AUGUCUGACAGUUUCCUCAACAAGAUCAUUGAAGAGAAGAAUAUACCAGCCUGGGGGCACUUAGCACUACUGACCUGUAUGCCUCCUAUCAUCUACAAUGAAGAUCUUAAAGCACAACAGAAUAUUCAAGGUUGUCAGUAUUACCACCAGUCAUUGAAAUGUUGCUUUGUAAAAGGUUGUGAGAUCACCAAUGCUAUUUAUGGAACUCACUCGCUUAUUGAGAAACACUGUGAGAAGUCUACGAAAAGUCAGUUCAUUUUCCUGACUGAUUACCAAGGGGUCCUGCAUGAUUACUUUCCUGUUUCUGUGGGUGUCCAUCAAGGACCAGCUCUUUCUCCCCUUCUGUCCAUCAUAAUAAUGGACAUGAUAACCAGAGAUCUUCAGAAAUUAGCACCUUGGACCCUACUGUAUGCUGAUGAUGUUAUACUGGCUACUAAAAACAAGAAAAUCCUUCAACAAAAAGUUUAA